Molecule: messenger RNA, 1577 nt
Organism: Nicotiana attenuata
Lineage: Eukaryota; Viridiplantae; Streptophyta; Magnoliopsida; Solanales; Solanaceae
Product: agmatine hydroxycinnamoyltransferase 1-like
Exons: 1
Coding region: 51-1367 (438 amino acids)
Molecular function (GO): acyltransferase activity, transferring groups other than amino-acyl groups
Source: RefSeq, a predicted model, not a curated record
CGAACAAAAUACCCCUCUCUAGAGAAAUUAUAGCACAGAAAUAGAAAACCAUGAAUGUGAAAAUUGAGAGCUCAAGAAUUAUCAAGCCUUUCUAUGAAGGAACUCCACCUUCAACCAACACUCACAUUUCCUUCAAUGUCUUUGACAACGUUACCUAUGAUGCUUUAAUGGCUUUAAUUUACGCCUAUCGUCCACCUACUCCUCCAACUUCCACCAUUGAAAUGGGACUCAGAAAAACCCUAGCAGUUUAUAGGGAAUGGGCAGGUAGAAUAGGCAGAGAUGAAAAUGGCAAUCGCGUGGUUUUUCUCAACGAUGAGGGUGUUAGAUUCAUCGAGGCAUCGGUCAAUGCCACGUUAGAUGAAGUAUUGCCCUUAAAGCCCUCUCCUUCUUUGCUUAAGUUGCAUCCUGGUAUGAAGGAUGUAGUGGAGUUGAUCCAAGUUCAAGUCACAAGGUUCACUUGUGGCUCUGUGAUGGUCGGGUUCACUGGCCACCACAUGAUAGCUGACGGCCACGCGGCUAGCAACUUUUUCGUCGCGUGGGGCCAAGCUUGCCGUGGUGUAGAAAUCACUCCACUUCCUUUGCAUGAUCGUGCUAUUUUCCAUCCUCGGAACCCUCCACUUAUCGAAUUCAACCACGUGGGGGCAGAAUUCAUGUCCAAAUCAUUAAACAAGAAGGAAUUCAUCAAACUAGAGAAUACAGAAAAAAACAUAAUUGUUCACAAAGUCCAUUUCACAUUGGAGUUCCUAGGCAAACUCAAGGCAAAUGCUUCUUUCAUGAAUGGGAAAACCAAGACUUAUAGCACGUUUGAAAGUCUUGUUGCGCAUUUAUGGAGGGUCAUAACUAAGGCACGCGAACUAGACGGGUCCCAAAAUACACAAAUAAGAAUCUCAGUGGAUGGUCGCAGAAGAGUUGUACCAAGAGUAGCAGAUGAAUUUUUUGGUAACAUAGUUCUUUGGGCAUUUCCAACAUCCAAAGUGAGAGAUCUUGUAAAUGAACCACUUCACUAUGCAACAAAAAUAAUUCAUGAUGCUAUUACUAAAGUAGAUGACAAGUAUUUCAAGUCAUUUAUUGACUUUGCAAAUCAUAAAGUAACAGAAGAUCUCAUCCCAACAGCAGACAUGAAGAAGGAUACACUUUGUCCUAAUUUGGAAGUUGAUAGUUGGUUAAGGUUUCCAUUCUAUGACUUGGAUUUUGGAACAGGUUGCCCUUUUGUUUUCAUGCCUUCUUAUUAUCCAACUGAAGGUAUGAUGUUUCUUGUGCCAUCUUUCAUUGGAGAUGGAAGUAUUGAUGCUUUCAUUCCUCUUUACCAAGACAAUUCGCCUACCUUCAAGAAAAUUUGCUAUUCUCUUGAUUUGAAAGCAAAAUGAAAGGAGCUAGAAGGUUAAAAAUGAAAUAAGUUUGUGUUAUAUUGUGUUAGCUUAUUAGCACUUUGGUUAUAAUUUUUUCUCCCGAAAGUUUUGGAUUUUGUAGAUUGUAAUGUUGAUGAUAAUUAAAUCUUGGAGAAGAAAUUUUAGUGUAAGUUGGCCUUUUCUGAUUUUAAGUGAUGUAGGAAUGCAUGUGUGUUUUUGUAUUUUUAA